AUGCCUGCUCUGUCUUGCAUACUCUUUCACAUCUCUUCUGCUAUGAACGCUGUCGCAAUUCCACUUCACAUAAAGUACGGCGUCUUCCGCAUGAAUCCUGCGCUCCGCCGCAUGGCCAACACUCCAGACAACGCAGUCAGCAGAGCCAGCGCUCAGGCAGGAUGGGACUAUGUGGUUGCACUGCUAGCCGCACUAGUAGCCGGCAUCGCUGGAUGGCGCUUCUUUAAGGUAAAAGAGUACAGCCCGCUGUGA
Messenger RNA from Parastagonospora nodorum SN15, 252 nucleotides. RefSeq lists its product as hypothetical. The transcript has 2 exons. NCBI's taxonomy places the organism in Eukaryota, Fungi, Ascomycota, Dothideomycetes, Pleosporales, Phaeosphaeriaceae. The coding region runs from base 1 to 252 and encodes 83 amino acids. The record is from RefSeq and is a predicted model, not a curated record.